CCAAUGGAAGCCGCAGCUGAGACCCCUCCCAUGCCCCCCCCCAAGGGGCAUCCAGGUCUCCUGCCUCCCUCCCUCCUGGCAUGCCUGGCACAGACGUGAGGAAUCUGGUGGCUGGCUUCAGGGUCUGUAGAACCCUCUCUGUCCUGUGGUUCCCAAACAGAGCCUCAGCCGUUCCAAAAAUGGCCUGGAGACAGCUCUUUCUGGCCUCCUGUCUCUCAGCUGCUGUGCUCCUGACCAUGCUGCAGGAGGGGACUGGUGCGUCAGUGGGUACCCAGCAGGUGGCAAGACAAGAUGUCCAGGAAGAUGUGAAACAGAAGAUCUUCAUGCAGGAAUCAGAUGCUUCCAAUUUCCUCAAGAAGCGGGGCAAGCGGUCCCCCAAAUCCCGAGAUGAGGCCAACGCGGAGAACAGGCAGAAACUGCGGGCUGAUGAGCUGCGGAGAGAAUAUUACGAGGAACAAAGGAAUGAGUUUGAGAACUUCGUGGAGGAGCAAAGAGAUGAACAAGAAGAGAGAAGCCGGGAAGCUAUUGAGCAGUGGCGCCAGUGGCACUAUGAUGGCUUGUACCCAUCAUAUCUCUAUAACCGCCACCACAUCUGAUCUCAUCUUGACAGACCACGGUGGAGCCUGAAACUCACAUACCCACUCCAGGUGUUUGAACAACACUUCCACGUGAACAGGCGCCUUCAAAGGGUCUCAACUUGUGGCCUGCUGUGGUAAACACGCCUUUUGCUCAGAUGGAUUAAGAUACCCUGGCUUUUGCUUCUUUGCAGAUAAUUUUCAGAGGCGGGCUAACACCUGUGGGGCUUCCUAGCACCAAAUCCACAGUGACUUCCCCUUACUUAGCCAUUGUUCCCACGGUAAGACUCCUGUCCUGUAGAACAAUGCAAAGGAUCACAGUAAAGAGAAAAGAUGACGUUUGCUUACAGCUUAGAAAUAAAAAUGCUGAGUCGUC
Molecule: messenger RNA, 951 nt
Organism: Mustela lutreola (European mink)
Lineage: Eukaryota; Metazoa; Chordata; Mammalia; Carnivora; Mustelidae
Gene: UCMA
Product: upper zone of growth plate and cartilage matrix associated
Exons: 5
Coding region: 81-596 (171 amino acids)
Biological process (GO): regulation of osteoblast differentiation; embryonic skeletal system development
Cellular component (GO): extracellular matrix
Source: RefSeq, a predicted model, not a curated record